Molecule: messenger RNA, 621 nt
Organism: Pleuronectes platessa (European plaice)
Lineage: Eukaryota; Metazoa; Chordata; Actinopteri; Pleuronectiformes; Pleuronectidae
Gene: tmem229b
Product: transmembrane protein 229B
Exons: 2
Coding region: 1-621 (206 amino acids)
Source: RefSeq, a predicted model, not a curated record
AUGGAGAUCAUGGAAUCCCCGGAGGCCCCCGUGCCCCUGACGGCUCUGUCCCGCUGGUACCUCUACGCCAUCCACGGCUACUUCUGUGAGGUCAUGUUCACCGCCGCCUGGGAGUUUGUGGUGAACUGCAACUGGAAGUUCCCCGGCGUGACCAGCGUGUGGGCGCUCUUCAUCUACGGCACCUGCAUCCUCAUCGUGGAGCGCAUGUACCUGAAGCUGCGCGGCCGCUGCCCCGUGCUGCUGCGCUGCAUCAUCUACACCCUGUGGACCUACCUGUGGGAGUUCGGCACUGGGCUGCUGCUGCGCCAGUUCAACGCCUGCCCCUGGGACUACUCCCAGUUCCGCUACAACUUCAUGGGGCUGAUCACGGCCGAGUACGCCGUGCCCUGGUUCUGCGCCUCCUUCAUCGUGGAGCGCCUGGUCAUCCGCAAUACGCUGCGGCUGCGUUACCACGAUGGGCCCAAGGACGGCUGGUCGGACCAGGGGGCGGACGCAGGGGGCGGAGGAGGAGAUCCCUCGGUGGCCCCGGCAGGAAGCCCGUCCACCUCCAGUCGAGCUCCAUUCAUCUCCCCGUUUAUUUUCUUUCCACUGCGCGUGUCCAGUGAGAAGUUUUGCCAGUGA